GGUAGCUUGACGGCGGCGUGUCAGCGGUCUUGUACAUGGUCUUGUAGGGGUGGGUGGGAGCUCCGGCAGCCUCGCAGCCCGCAGGUCUGCAGCCAGUGUUGAAUGUGAGAGGAAGUCGGAUGUGUUGACUCGGCUGUCCCCGUAGCACAGGCCGCUGCACCGCAGCAUCGACCCCGAGGACCGAGGACCCGACUACCCGAGAGCGGCCUGGUGGCUCCGGCUGCUCCUGAACCGGCUACAUAAUCACCUGAGCUCUGAAGGAGGUUUUUUAGGAGAAGAGGCGGCGGCAGCAGCAGCGGUAGUAGCAGCAGUAGCAGCAGCAGCAGCGGGGCCUCCGGCUAGCACCACCCCGGCUUUCUGAGCUCGACAUCCCGGUUUCAUUUUUGUAUUUUUCCGGAGCGACAUCCUGCCGAGAUGGAGAACCUGAGUGAAGCCCUGGAGAAGCUGAAGCUAGCGUCUACAGACAGCGCCACCGACAGCGUGGAGAGCUGCCUGGACUGUCUGCUCAAAGCACUCGCCAACAACAACACUGAGGCCAGUAUGAAGAUCCAAGAGAUGGGCAUUCUCCCCUUACUCCCCACCCUGCUGAACCCCCAGUCUUCCUGCACCCCGAAAGUAGCCAACAUCAUCGCAGAGGUGGCCAAAAAUGAGUUCAUGCGGAGUCCCUGCGUGGAAGCCGGCCUCAUCCCUCCUCUAAUUCAGCUGCUCAACUCCACCGACCAGGAGGUUUUGCUGCAGACCGGCCGGGCUCUGGGCAACAUCUGUUACGACAGCCAUGAGGGCAGGAGUGCAGUUGACCUGGCAGGAGGGGCUCAGAUAGUAGCUGAACACAUUAAAUCCCUCUCCCAAAAUACUGAGCCGGAAAAUGAGAAGCUCUUGACUGUCUUUUGUGGCAUGCUGAUGAACUAUAGCAAUGAUAAUGAUUCCUUACAAGCGCAGCUGAUCAAUAUGGGUGUGAUUCCCACUCUGGUGAAGCUGCUAGGCGUCCACUCUCACAACACAGCCCUGACAGAAAUGUGUCUAAUUGCCUUCGGGAAUUUGGCCGAGCUUGAGUCCAGCAAAGAGCAGUUCGCCUCCACUAACAUUGCUGAGGAGCUGGUGCGUCUUUUCCAGAAGCAGACGGAGCACGAGAAGAAGGAAAUGAUAUUUGAAGUUCUUGCUCCGCUUGCAGAAAAUGAUGCGAUAAAGCUGCAGCUGGUGGAGGCCGGCCUGGUGGAGUGUCUCCUGGACGUGGUGGCUCAGACUGUGGACGGAGAGCGGGAGGAGGACAUCGCUCAGCUCAAGACUGCGUCCGACCUCAUGGUUCUGCUGCUGCUGGGAGAUGAGUCCAUGCAGAAGCUGUUUGAGGGAGGAAAGGGCAGUGUCUUCCAGAGGGUUCUGUCCUGGGUACCAUCUCACAACCACCAGCUCCAGCUGGCAGGAGCUCUGGCUAUCGCUAACUUUGCUCGCAAUGAUGGGAACUGCAUCCACAUGGUGGACACUGGAAUUGUGCAGAAGCUCCUGGAGCUGCUGGAUCGACACGUUGACGAAGGAAACGUCACCGUUCAACACGCGGCACUGAGCGCGCUGAGGAACCUGGCUAUACCUGUGGUAAACAAAUCCAAGAUGCUGUCAGCUGGUGUGGCGGAUGUGGUGUUGAAAUUUUUGCAGUCAGAGAUGCCUCCGGUCCAGUUUAAACUCCUGGGGACGUUACGUAUGCUCAUCGAUACACAAGCCGAGGCCGCCGACCAGCUAGGAACCAACGGGAAACUGGUGGAGAGGCUGGUGGAGUGGUGCGAAGCCAAAGAUCACGCAGGUGUGAUGGGGGAGUCCAACAGGCUUCUGUCGGCCCUCAUUCGACACAGCAAGUCUAAGGAAGUGGUCAGGACCGUUAUCCAGGGAGGAGGAGUCAAGCAUUUAGUUACCAUGGCAACCAGUGAGCAUAUGAUCAUGCAGAACGAAGCGCUGGUGGCUUUGGGCCUCAUAGCAGGGCUGGAUUUAGUUGCAGCCGAGAAGGACUUUGUGGGAUCCAGCCUGGUGUCGGUGCUUCACAAGCUGCUGUCGGAUGAGAGGAGUGCACCGGAGAUCAAGUACAACUCCAUGAUCCUCAUCUGUGCAGUCAUGGGCUCAGAGCCUCUCCACAAAGAAGUCCAGAGCCUGGCGUUCAUCGACGUGGUGUCCAAGUUACGGGCUCACGAAAACAAGACGGUGUCACACCAGGCGUCACUCACAGAGCAGCGACUAACUGCCCAGAGCUAAAUGACUGUGUCCGACUCCCCCCUCCCCCCGCCCAAACCCGACCACCCUAAUGCCUGCCUGACCACCUAAUCACCCCCCAGUGACACCUCAUGACCCCCCCUCCCCCCAGUGCCCCAUCGUCAUGUGCCAAGGUACCAUGUCACGUUAACUGCCAGCCAGACGUACAGCCAUGUCUCUGUCCCCCGACUCUCCAAACCCACCCCACCUCCACUAGGGUUAGACUGAUGUGCUUUACACUCAAAAUACAAAAAAAUAAAAAAUCAUUAAGUGUUUUAUUUUAAACGGUAACUGUCUAUGAGAAUUAAAUACUUGUUAAGGUGAAAAAGCCUCUGAACGAAACAGUUUUUUGUUUGUUUUUUGUUUUUUAAACUACGGGACUCUAAAACUCUCCCCUGAAAGCCAUAAUAAUGAGAUACAUGUACGGUGGGUCAGCUUCAUUUCAGGCCGUUGAAUUGAUUCGCACAUCACAUCGCAUGCUAGUGUCCUCCUUCUUUUUUUUUUGUUUUUGUUGUUUUUUUUUGGAUACACCAGUCUAACCCUAUGUCGUCCCACCUCUACUUGUGCAUGCAUCUCCUGCUACAAGUAGCUCCGCGACAGGAGCUGAGGCGCCAUAGACAGCCUAACGCAAUAGAUUUAAAGAGACGACACUCUUUUAUGACCAUAGCUGUGACACCAUCCGCCGGUAACCCACCAGUGAAAAUGUGCACAAAAGAACAAGACAAAAAAAAAGAAAAAAAAACCUGUCGUGAACUAUCUUUUUCUUUUUUUUUUCUUUUUGAAAGAGAAGCAGCCAUCUAUGGUGUUCCCAGUCGUGUCCCAUGUAGCUCGAGUAUAAAUUGACUAGAAACUGUGCAUGUUUUAGUCCCGUUGAAGGUGUGCCAGUGUUCAUUUUACCUCUAACCACCCCUCCUCCUCCUCCUCCUCUACUACUGUCUUGUACUCUCCAUUUUUUUUAUUUUUUUCGUUCUUUAGGACUUCUACAGAUUUUACGGUCGUCCAUUCGCACCCACCCCUCCCCCCAAUCUUGAUCUUAAAGCUGUACGAUUAAGAAGAGGCUACGCACAUUUCCACCCCUCCCCCCCCUUACACACUGCGGAAAUAUAAGAAACAGCGAAGAAUGGAGCAGAAAGGAGUCGAGUUCAGUCCAAAUUUACAGCGCGAGAACUGAAAUGGUAGAUCGGAGGAGUGCCUUUCCUCGUGGAAAUAAUAUAACGUAGAGAACUUCCCUUAACCGCGUCACGCUACAUAUCACGGUCUUGCGUUGCUUGUUUUUCCCCCCAGAAGUGUCAAACUUUUACAAUGCAAAUGUCCUCGACGCAAACCCGACAGGCUUUAGCCCAAAAUAAGUGAUUCCGAACUCCCGAUUUAGAAAAACUCUUGUGCCACGUGAAAUCAAAGGUGGCACAAGCAUGUAGAGACUAUAGCUCGGACUAAAUCAUGGUUUGUGUUUGACACAUAGCCAAUUUUUUUUUUUUUUUGUAGUACUCUGGAUAGAAUUUAAGAAAAUAUUAAUAGAAAUAUACAGUUUUAUAUUUUUAGAUAGGAGGGAAAAUAGCGAAGUGAGCUAUUACGAAGAGCAGCCGAGAACAAAAUUAAAAAUUUAGAGAAACACGAUAGCAGAGUCCCGAAGAAUUUCAAUACAGGCGGCGGGGUUAAGUGAGAAAAUCAGGGGGUGAAUAGAAUAAAGUGAAUGCAAAAACGCCCCCCACCCCCCUCCACCUCAAACCACCACCACUCCCCUUCCAGUGGACCGGUUUCUCUUUACCUACAACGGUUUGGUUUCUCCCCGUCGAAGGGAUUUCUGCCAACAUGCCACAGUGAGUUUCCUGGUCUGGGCCCAUGCUAUGUUGUUGUUUUUUUUUCUUUUGUUUGUUUUUUUUAAAGGUAUGAAUGGUUAUUUAUCAGAUUUCUGCUCUUCUAGAGACAGGCGCCAGUGGAAACGUAUCCAUUGUAAUUGCGUACAAAUAUUAUAAACAUAAAUAAAUGUUGUAAAUGUCAUGAGUUGUACAUUUGGAGGAUUGUAACACAGCAGAUAAUUAAAAGAUGAUAGCUGGA
This is a messenger RNA of Mugil cephalus (flathead mullet), 4293 nucleotides long. RefSeq names its product RAP1, GTP-GDP dissociation stimulator 1 (gene rap1gds1). Gene Ontology annotation, biological process: positive regulation of GTPase activity. Lineage: Eukaryota; Metazoa; Chordata; Actinopteri; Mugiliformes; Mugilidae. Gene Ontology annotation, cellular component: cytosol. The record is from RefSeq and is a predicted model, not a curated record. The transcript has 15 exons. Gene Ontology annotation, molecular function: guanyl-nucleotide exchange factor activity; protein binding. The coding region runs from base 415 to 2238 and encodes 607 amino acids.